Molecule: messenger RNA, 2129 nt
Organism: Suricata suricatta (meerkat)
Lineage: Eukaryota; Metazoa; Chordata; Mammalia; Carnivora; Herpestidae
Gene: MTRF1L
Product: mitochondrial translational release factor 1 like
Exons: 7
Coding region: 33-1175 (380 amino acids)
Biological process (GO): translational termination
Molecular function (GO): translation release factor activity
Source: RefSeq, a predicted model, not a curated record
GUUUGGUCCGCCCGCGGGGUUGCGUCUUAGCUAUGCGGUCCCGGCUUCUGUUUAGGACUGCUCGGUGUCUUUGGGCGCGCCGGGCACUUGGCCCGGCCCGCCGGCACCUCAGCUGCGGCAGCCUGUCGCUGGAGGAGCUGUUCGCCCGCGGCGGGCCCUUGCGGACCUUCCUGGAGCGCCGGGCAGGGCCCGAAGCCCGGUUGCAGGUCGGGGGAUCUGAGCUGCUGGCGGCGGCCAAACUGCUGAGCGAGAAGGAGCAGGAGCUGCGGGAGACCGAGCAUUUGCUACAAGAUGAAAACGAAGACAUAAGGAAACUUGCAGAGAAUGAAAUAAUUUCAUGUCAAAAACAAAUAACUCAGUUGAAGCAUCAGAUUAUCUUACUUUUGGUUCCCUCAGAAGAAACAGAUGAAAAUGAUUUGAUCCUGGAGGUGACCGCAGGAGUUGGGGGUCAGGAGGCAAUGUUGUUCACCUCAGAGAUGUUCGAGAUGUAUCAGCGAUAUGCUACAUUUAAAAGAUGGCAUUUUGAAACCCUGGAAUAUUUUCCAAGUGAAAUAGGUGGUCUUAGACACGCAUCUGCCAGCAUUGGGGGUUUAGAAGCCUAUAAGCACCUGAAGUUUGAAGGCGGUGUGCACCGAGUACAGAGAGUGCCAAAAACAGAGAAGCAAGGCCGCAUCCAUACCAGCACCAUGACUGUGGCGAUCUUACCCCAGCCAACCGAGAUCAAUCUGGUGAUUCACCCCAAAGAUUUGAGAAUUGAUACCAAACGAGCCAGUGGAGCCGGAGGACAGCAUGUAAAUACCACAGACAGCGCUGUCCGGAUAGUUCAUCUUCCAACAGGUGUUGUUUCUGAAUGCCAACAAGAAAGAUCUCAACUGAAAAAUAGAGAGAUGGCUAUGAAAAAGCUACGUGCAAAACUGUACAGCAUGCAUCUGGAAGAAGAAACAAAUAAAAGAUACAGUGCUAGGAAGAUUCAGGUUGGAACCAAAGGAAGGUCAGAGAAAAUAAGAACAUAUAAUUUUCCACAGAACCGGGUAACAGAUCACAGAAUCCACAAGUCACUUCAUGAUCUGGAAACUUUUAUGCAAGGGGAGGAUCUGCUGGAUGAACUUGUACAGUCAUUGAAGGACUAUGCGGAUUAUGAAUCUUUAAUAGAAAUUAUUUCCAAAAAACCUUAAAUUGAUUUAUUAUUAAAGAUUUUUAUAGCUUAUGAAAAUUCUACCAUAGCGAAUUGUAUGUAAAUACUAGUGUUUUCUUAAAAAACAUGAGUUAACACAGUUGGAAGUAAUGGAAGGACAUUUAUUUGCUCAAAGUUCACUGACUGAAAUAUUGAUUUCAUCCAAAAACACCUUACGGAAACAUGAAGGGGAAUGUGGACCAAGCGUGUUGGCACCCUGCUGACACAUGGUCCAAGAGCACCCUGGCUGCUGUGCCCUGGGUGAGAAACAAGAGCAGAAGCCUGUCCCUCCACCACCCCCUCCUGACAAAGCUUAACAUGGUGCCAAACAGGUGCGGCCGCCGUGCCACGAAGCAGGACGAUGAAGGGGAAUUUGUCGCCGACAGGCAUCUAUUUGGUAACUGGCACAAACCCCCACAUGCAUUACCUAGUUUCCACAGUUGGUAAUGUUUUCAUACAUUCUUGGUGUUAGAAGUUAAAAAUAUUGCUACAUGUCACCCUUACAUAUUUCCACCUGCAUUGUUAAAAAUAAGGACAUUAUUCUACUUAAUCAUUUAUUAUCACGUGUAACAAAACUCAGUUAUUCCCUAAUAUUUUCAAAUACCCAAUUCAGAUCCAAUUCUCCCCCAAAUGUCUUAAUUGGCUUCCUCAGACCAGGAUCCAACUACGGAUCCCACAAAGAAGCUGGUGGUUAGAACAGCCCUGCCAACUGCUGCGAUGAAUUUUCAUUUGAGAAGUUCAAGCUAGUACAGUGCCAUUUAACUUGUUCCUCAAGUCACAGUACUUCCUACACACUAGAAGUUAGAGCUUAAGACUCAGCUAGUUUCGCAUACUCCCUCCCUUUCCUCUGACCCAGCAUUUUUAUCAUUAAUACAAACGAAAUCAGCCAAGUUUGAAUGCUCUGAUGUGCCGAGAUGUAUUUGAUUCUUCAAAAUACACUGACAACUGAGAAACA